Theileria annulata is the source of this 1104-nucleotide messenger RNA. RefSeq lists its product as uncharacterized. Bases 1 to 1104 code for a protein of 367 amino acids. The transcript has 2 exons. NCBI's taxonomy places the organism in Eukaryota, Apicomplexa, Aconoidasida, Piroplasmida, Theileriidae. The record is from RefSeq and is a predicted model, not a curated record.
AUGAGAAGCAAGGUUCUGAUAUCAGGCCUCGUCGUGUUUUCAUUUUACAUAAUUUCUGUGGAAUCCAGAUUCCAAAUAAAUAAAUCACCGCAAAACAACGAUUUCAUAUCAAAAGAUAUUUCAGAACUAGGACUAAAUGUGUAUUUGGACGAAAUCGACUUCAUACCGCAUGAAGUCUCAGUAACAGGAAAAACCAAAGAAGUUUGCAAAAAAUCACUUGAAACAAAUUAUGAAAACGAUGUGUAUGGGUUAUGUGAGUAUUUUGACUGCGAUAUAAGGUUUAUUUCAUCGAGACCGUACAACGACAAAGUGCCGCCCUUUACAAAACUACCAAAUAAUAUAAUCUUACCAAAUAGUGGGAAUAUAAGUGACCAACAGAGGAAAAAGUGUAAUUUAACAAAGUUAGCGGCCCGUUGCAGUUCCUAUUUGAGGUUUGCAAACUGUAUAUACAUCAACUAUGUUGAUGGACGCAGAGCCUCCAUUAGAAAUAUAAAGUUCUCACCCGAAAUAGAAGGAAGCCUUAAAAUAUACCCAAAUAGCGAGCUUAUAGAUACAUAUUUCUCAGUUGACGGUGGAACUAUAGGCUUCCUAUUCAGAGAAUAUAUGCAAAAUAUAUGCAGCUUUGUACAUAAUUCCUGUGAAACUCUGCACCCACAAUUCAAGAACAUCAACAAAGGCUACUUUUGGUCCCAGGCCUGUGUUGUAUUUGAUUUUAUCACUCCAAUUGAAGGAUACCAUAGCCUCUUUAGCACCAAGUUACCCUAUGAGCAAGUUGAAUCUCUUGUGUCCAGGGAAAAGGAAGACUUCGUAAAUUACCAAAUCUAUAAACCAAGUAACAUCGUUUUCUCCGAACUGAAUAUUCCACUGCUUGAUCCAUACAACACUGUUGACCAACUGCAAGAAUACAGGGAUCUUCUGCUCAAUUAUAGAUGCCAAUUGAUCAGUGAGCUCAACAAUAGAACCAAGAACUUGGAACUGUACAGCCAUUCUGGCAAAUAUCGUAUAUAUGCAGCAUGCUUUGAGCUGGAGAAGUAUUAUAAAAAAUGCGAUUUAUGCAAGAAGAUUGGGGUUAAAAACACAAUAGAACAACAAAAUUUUUAUUGA